Messenger RNA from Brassica oleracea var. oleracea, 783 nucleotides. Its product is annotated as inositol-3-phosphate synthase-like. The transcript has 8 exons. Gene Ontology annotation, cellular component: cytoplasm. NCBI's taxonomy places the organism in Eukaryota, Viridiplantae, Streptophyta, Magnoliopsida, Brassicales, Brassicaceae. Gene Ontology annotation, biological process: inositol biosynthetic process; phospholipid biosynthetic process. Gene Ontology annotation, molecular function: inositol-3-phosphate synthase activity. The record is from RefSeq and is a predicted model, not a curated record. The coding region runs from base 1 to 783 and encodes 260 amino acids.
AUGUUCAUCGAAAGCUUCAAGGUUGAAUCUCCAAACGUGAAGUACACAGAGAAUGAGAUUCAUUCAGUGUACGACUACCAAACCACUGAGCUCGUUCACGAGAGCAAAAAUGGUGUGUAUCAAUGGACCGUACUGAAGCCAAAAACCGUAAAAUACGAGUUUAAGACCGACACUCAUGUUCCCAAACUUGGAGUAAUGCUGGUUGGUUGGGGAGGGAACAAUGGUUCUACUCUUAGGUCUUACCCUGUCGAUUUCCUUGUCGGCGCUGGUAUCAAACCAACGUCGAUAGUGAGCUACAAUCACCUUGGGAACAACGACGGCAUGAAUUUGUCGGCGCCGCAAACAUUCCGAUCAAAGGAGAUAUCACAGAGCAACGUUGUCGACGAUAUGGUUGCUAGCAACGGAAUUUUGUUCGAGUCCGGUGAACAUCCUGACCAUGUUGUCGUCAUUAAGUAUGUGCCGUACGUAGGAGACAGCAAGAGAGCAAUGGACGAGUACACAUCAGAGAUAUUCAUGGGAGGGAAGAACACAAUUGUGAUGCACAACACUUGUGAAGACUCAGUCUUGGCUGCUCCUAUCAUUUUGGACCUUGUUCUCCUCGCAGAACUCACCACUAGGAUCCAGUUCAAGGCCGAAUAUGAGGGAAAGUUCCAUUCUUUCCAUCCGGUGUCUACCAUCCUAAGUUACCUCUCGAAGGCACCAAUGGUCCCACCCGGCACGCCAGUUGUGAACGUUUUGUCAAAACAGCGUGCAAUGCUUGAGAACAUAGAGCUUGUACGGUGA